UUACAUCAUACAUAGUAGUGUUCAGUAUUUGUAAAUAUGCUGAAGGGUAAAGAAAAUGUAUAUCAGUUGUUAUUAUUAAAUCUACACAGGAACUAAUUUCCAAUUUAAACAAUUCAUACAUUAUUGAAUAUGAAGGUCCUUUGGUGCAUCAGAGAAUGUUGAAAUGGAUGGCUAGAUUGGUUGUAGCUAUGGAUUACUAGUUUUGCUUUUCUACACUUGAAACCAUUCACAAAAUUCUGCAUGUGCUUACAGAAUAGCAUUCAGACAUCUUUUGUGCACAGGAAAAUCUCAUUCAGCUUGAAAGAGGUACGAGGCAUCAAAAAAAUGAAUACACCUUCAAAAAUGAAGCUUGAACCUGUGUACUUAGAUGAACUCAACACUCAAAGUAAAGACUACAAGGUUAAAGUGACUGUAGCUGAAAAAGGAAGGGCUCAACCAUCACCAAAAAAACCAGGUGUUAUAUUUCAGACAAUCAUCUUAUAAGAUGAGAAGAAAAACAGAAUGAGAUGUGCUCUUUUUGGAGAUCAAAUACAUGCAUAUGAAGAUGUUUUGAAACCAACUGGGCAAUAUGAAAUAUCGAAAGCUCCUACAACGUAUAUAGAUGAGCAGUACAAGAUUAACCUUGAGGAGCUUCCAUAUCAGAUGACUAUUGGACAGCAAACUAUCAUUCAGCGUUUAAAUCCAGAGGCUGGUCCAAUUGAGCCUAGAUAUCAGCCACUGUCAACUCUCCCAAGAUCACCUGAUCCCAAUGGCAGAUUUGAUAUUGUUGGUGUGGUUCUGUUUGUUGAAGAUGCACCUCGAAUGAUAUCUAACAUUCGUGGGCGUGAGAGUCCAGUUCGUGAAAUAUCUGUUACUGACACAAGCCAAGACCAUGCUAUGACAAUUUCAACAUGGAAUGAUCUCACUGGUAAACCUUGCGAUGCGAUGAAUAAUUGGGCAGAGAGAUUCAAUGUUGUCGGUUUUACUGCACUUAAAACUCGCCAUACAAGAGGAUUCACUUUGAACACUACUAUGUCUACUAGGAUUAUUAUGAAUCCUAAAGGAGAAAGAGCAGAUAUGCUCCGAGAAUGGGUCAAAUUGUAUCAGCAUGUCUUGCUUGAUAGACAAGAAAAGAUUCUGAAUGUUAGAUACCCAAGUGCUGAGAAAAAAGUUGUGACCAUAGCUGAACUGCGGAGCAAAAAGGCUUCAAAUGCAAUUCCAGAUGAGGUAGCAUGGAUUAGAGUCACUAUACCAGACCCUGACCUACAAAGAGUAAAUGCAUACAUUGGUUGUCUAGGUUGUGGAAAGCGAACACACCUUCCUGUUGGAACUCGGUUUCCUUGCAUCUCUUGCAAGAAAGGAGAAACUACAACUGUUUACAGACACUUUCCAUGAACUUAUUUAUAUGUUAUUGUUGACAUAAUAAGCUUAUCUACUAAUUCUAACUCCUUUAAUGCAUAUUUGUACAGAGUGACUUUCAAGUUCGACGCUGCUGAUGAAAGUGGGACAAUGUCAUUUACAACAUUUAAUGAUGACACAGAAAAGCUUUUCCGGAAAAAAUCAAAUGAAAUUUGGAAUAUCAAGAGCACUGCAAAUUUGGAAGCUUUCACAGUGGUGAAAGAAACUCUUUCUACUAAACCUUUCUUCAUUUAAGUAACUCCUACUCAAGAACUAGCCAUGAACAGUGUGCUGCUUUGGACUCUCAAGGGCAUUGAUGUAGAGGAUAAUGAACCAGAAGCUCAACCUCUAGCUUCAGCAGUGCCUGAGACUUGCGCUAUGAAUAGAGAGCAGUUCCAUACUUCACCUUUAAUGUCCACAGCUAAGGCUGCUUUCAACACAGACAGUACAACAGCAUUUGAUGAGGCUUUUGCUGAAGCAAUGCAAUUUCAAGAGAUGAGAUUAGCUUCACAGGCAUUCAACACAGAUUGUUUUGAAAUUCCAAAUCAGCCACCAAGCAAGGGUAUUGUCAUUUUAGAGCCACCAGCAUCAACUGCUGAACUGCCUACCUGGGCCAAACUUUCUCGCCCACGAAGCAAUGUGAAGAAUAAGGAAGCAAUGCUUGCAGAUGUAGACAUGGACAUAGAAGAUGAAGAUCAGGUUCCCAGGAAGAGACUCCGUACAACUCUUUUCAAGGACUCCGCUGAAAAAGAUAAUGGCGAGAACAAAGACUCUGCAACACCCAACCUCAGUGAUGCAUGAUUAAAAGUAAUUUAAAGUCUAUAAAAAUGCAGCUGCUUUUGCUCGUAAAAUUUAGCUUUUAAGUAUGGUACUUUGCUAAGGAUUCAGCUUCUUAUGGAUGUUUAGAAGGAACAUUUUGCUCAUCUUGUGUUCCCUAUAAACAUCGUUUAUGUAUUUAGUAAUGCAGUCAUGUAGUAAGCCAAGCUAUGUAGUAAAUGUAAGCUUUUGGACAUCCUAUUCUAAGUUAGUCAAGAACUUCAGUUAUGUUAAUGUUUAUAAUAUCAGCAAAAGCCUUAUAAAUUGGCUAUAAUGUAUAUAUUGAUAUC
Molecule: messenger RNA, 2483 nt
Organism: Chenopodium quinoa (quinoa)
Lineage: Eukaryota; Viridiplantae; Streptophyta; Magnoliopsida; Caryophyllales; Amaranthaceae
Exons: 13
Coding region: 502-1374 (290 amino acids)
Source: RefSeq, a predicted model, not a curated record